CAUCAUAAAUAUGUAUUUCUUCAUUUUACUUGUUAAGUUGUUAGGACCCGCCAAAGUCCAUAGCCCAAACAUAAAGCCUGGAUAAGAAACCCAAACAAUAACCGGAAAAUCGACGGUCCCGCCCAAAUAUUUGUUCACUCUCACUAUUUAACCGCACAGAAUCCGCCCUCACUCCAUUUCUCCGGGAAACCGCUCUAUUGAAAAUUUGAACCUCUUCUUCCCAGAGAAUCCCUAAACCAAAAUUGCAAACCCUAAUCGCCGCCGUCUGUGGCCUCUUCGUCAUCGGGAAACCCCCGGUCCCAGAAGGGAAACUUCCGAAACUGGACCGAACUCCCUGACGAAUCACGUCGUCCAUACUCUCGCGGCUGGGAGCGAUCGAGAUUCUGGAGUCCGCUCAUACGGUGUGCAUGAAAUGGCUCACAGUGUUCAAGGACCCGCUGAUGUGGCGCACUAUCGACAUGCGCAAUGAUGGGGAUUUCGACGAUGAACUUCCUUACGACAUGGAGAAGAUGUGCCGCCACGCCGUUGAUAUGAGCCGCGGCGGUUUGGUCGAUAUCGAUAUCGAGUAGACGAGUACUUCGGCACCGAUGAUCUCCUCCGAUAUAUCGCUCUUAGGACCCUCGGAUGUGGCACACUAUGCUGAUCCUGACCUGCCGUAUAGCCUUGAUAGGAUGUGCCGCCAUGCCGUAAAUCUUAGUGCUGGCAAUUUGGUCGAUAUCAAUAUUGAGUCAUUUGGCGAAUUUGAGCUCCUUCAGUAUAUCACAAAUAGUUCGAGUAAAAUCAGAAGGCUCCGAAUUGUGUGUUGCUAUGGCAUUUGCGAUGAGGGAUUGUCUGAAGUUGUUUCAAAAUUUCCAAUGUUGGAGGACAUUGACUUAACAUUAUGCAAAAAUAUUACGCAUAGGUCUCUGAAACUGAAUGGGCGCUCUUGCCCUCUUUUGAAAUCAUUGAAAGUGAACAAUGAGUGGCACAAGUACCCAGACGACUGGUUCAAUGAUGAUAGUGAUGAUGAAUUCUCUUUGAAUAGAGAUGAGGAUGCAAUUGCUGCAGCUCAAACGAUGCCUGGUGUGCGCCACCUCCAGCUGUUUGGGAAUCAGAUAACUAAUGAGCGCUUGAAGAAGAUUCUAGAUGGUUGUCCUCAUCUCGAGUCACUUGAUCUGCGGCAUUGUUUCAAUCUUGAUCUCGGGGGAGAUUUGGGAAGAAUAUGCGCUGAACGAAUUAAAAAGCUGCUGCUUCCUAAUGAAUUUAGCCCUUCAAUUGAUUGGCGUAAUCAACAAUUAAGUCGUCGUGAAACCCCUGUACGACAAUGGUGGGAUCCGUACGGAAAUUAUGAUAGUAGUGAUUGAUUGGUUUGUAUGGUGAUCAACUGAUCAUGAGGGACCUGAAUUGGGAGUGAUGUGUGUGGCCUGAUCAUUUUUCUUCCAAAGUUUCUGUGAAGCUUCAUCCAUCGUAGUGGUUCGGAACUUCAUGACGGUUCUAUUUCUUGGUUUGUAGUAACAUUAUUCUCCUUAGAUUCUCAAGAGCUGAAAAAUUUCGGUAGUUUCUUCUUAUGCUUUGCAGUUUGCAGUUUGCUGGCUGCAUUUUAUUUAUCAGAGAAGGGUUAACAUUUUAGCUUUUCAACGUCCUGUUUACCUAUGUACUAUCGCCAUGAAAGGCUUAAUGUCUACUUACCUAAUCUUA
Messenger RNA from Pyrus x bretschneideri (Chinese white pear), 1677 nucleotides. RefSeq names its product putative F-box/LRR-repeat protein 23. The record is from RefSeq and is a predicted model, not a curated record. The transcript is spliced from 3 exons. NCBI's taxonomy places the organism in Eukaryota, Viridiplantae, Streptophyta, Magnoliopsida, Rosales, Rosaceae. Bases 588 to 1343 code for a protein of 251 amino acids. Gene Ontology annotation, molecular function: protein binding.